ACCAACCGUUGUUUUGCUGCAAAUAUGAACUGUAGCUGAAUUUGCUAAUGAAGUAGUUGGAAAUUAGAAGUAUUUUGUUGUAAUUUAAGCGAAUAAUUGAAGCCAUGUUCGGCGACUGGUUGUGAAAUCGUGCGCAAAAUACAAAGUCAUCUCCUUAAACUGCCAGUCACCAUGGCGAUGAACAGCUCAUCAGACAUCUUGAGCUCUGCGUACUUGGCGGUGGAGUACGUUGAUGCAGCACUUCCAGAGAACCCCUUCCAGCCCUCCUUGAAAAAUGCCUGGGGCUACAUGCUGGACAACUACACCAAGUUUCAGAUCGCCACCUGGGGGUCGUUGAUCGUUCAUGAGUUCGUCUACUUCCUGUUCUGCCUGCCUGGUUUCCUUUUCCAGUUCAUGCCCUUCAUGCAGAAAUACAAAAUCCAGCAGGACAAACCAGAGACAUGGGAGAAACAGUGGAGAUGCUUCAAAAUGCUGCUCUUUAACCACUUCUGCAUCCAGCUGCCUCUGAUCUGUGGGACUUACUACUUCACUGAAUACUUCAACAUCCCUUAUGACUGGGACUCAAUGCCACGCUGGCCGUACGUCCUGGCUCAGUGUUUCGGCUGUGCUGUUGUUGAAGACACCUGGCACUACUUCCUCCAUCGACUGCUGCAUCACCGCAAGAUCUACAAAUACAUCCACAAAGUCCACCAUGAAUUCACUGCUCCAUUCGGUAUGCAAGCAGAAUAUGCUCAUCCAGCAGAGACUCUCAUCCUGGGAGCUGGUUUCUUCAUCGGCAUCAUGAUCUUCUGUAACCAUGUGUUCUUCCUGUGGGCCUGGGUGUCCUUCCGCCUGUUGGAGACCAUCGAUGUCCACAGUGGUUAUGACAUCCCUCUGAACCCACUCCACUUGAUCCCGUUCUACGCUGGGACCCGUUUCCAUGACUUUCACCACAUGAACUUUGUUGGGAACUACUCCUCCACCUUCACCUGGUGGGACAAGCUGCUGAAGACGGACAGCCAGUACAACAAAUACAUGCAGAAACAGGGGGACAAAAAGGAGCAGUAAAGCCCUCAAAUCUUCGGUUUAAGCAUUCACGCCUGGUCUGUCAGGAGGAAGAAUGAAGGCAGCUGAAGAGACACAAUAUGCACACAAACACUGAGCUACUUCUCCUCUUGGUACAUCAAAUGAAACAAACUCUACAGAUUUGCUUUUAAAGAAUCCAACUGGUGUGAAUUGAAUCCAAAUCAGACUGUGUUGACUUCAGUCUGUCUUCUGUGCCUUUCUUCUAAAAGACAUAUUUUUGUCUUCCUCUGUCAACAGCUGCUGACUGAAUAAAAACCAUCAACAUCA
Messenger RNA from Cheilinus undulatus (humphead wrasse), 1332 nucleotides. It is a transcript of the gene msmo1, whose product is annotated as methylsterol monooxygenase 1. Gene Ontology annotation, molecular function: C-4 methylsterol oxidase activity; iron ion binding. The transcript has 6 exons. Gene Ontology annotation, biological process: sterol biosynthetic process. The record is from RefSeq and is a predicted model, not a curated record. The coding region runs from base 172 to 1047 and encodes 291 amino acids. NCBI's taxonomy places the organism in Eukaryota, Metazoa, Chordata, Actinopteri, Labriformes, Labridae.